UACAGAAGUGACUCUUCGGAAGAAUAGGAAUUCCACAUGUUCAUAAUUAACAAAGAAACUUGAGAUGAAGCCACAGAGACUGCUUGAUGAGAUGUUUCCUAAGUACUUCCUUUUGCUAUUUGGAGCUGUGCUGCUGUUGUUGACAACAGCAUUUUCUCUCGGAUGUACCAAAUAUAAUGUAAAAACAUGUCAGGACUGCAUUGAGUCUGGCCCUGGUUGUGCCUGGUGCAAGAAACGGGAUUUCACAAAAAUAGGAGAACCAGAUUCAGUUCGAUGUGACACAAAGCAAAAGCUCCUUGAGAAGGGAUGUGAUGGGAACAUUAUUUUCCCAGAAAGCUUUGCUCAUCCAGUUUCUUCUGAUCAAUCAAACACGAAGAAACAAAUCUAUCCAGAGGAGGUGCGACUACAUUUAAGACCAGAACAACCUGCUGUUUUUAAUGUGACAUUCCAGCGUGGGGAAGAUUAUCCAAUAGAUCUCUAUUAUUUGAUGGACCUCUCAUUCUCUAUGGACGAUGAUCUGCAAACAGUGAAGAAAUUAGGAGGAGAUCUCCUUAAAGCUCUCCAGAGUAUUACCAAACGUGCACGGAUAGGUUUUGGUGCCUUUGUGGAUAAGACUGUCUUGCCAUUUGUAAACACACAUCCAGAGAAGCUCCAGAAUCCAUGCCCAACCAAGGAGACCAAGUGCCAACCACCAUUUGCUUUCAGACAUGUGCUUAGCCUCACUGAUGAUGUACAGAGUUUUCAAGAAGAAGUAGGGAAGCAGAACAUAUCGGGGAAUCUUGAUGCACCAGAAGGAGGACUCGAUGCCAUGAUGCAGGCCGCUGUCUGUGGGAGUAAAAUUGGUUGGAAGAAUGUGACUCGCUUAUUGGUCUACACAACCGAUGAUGGUUUUCAUUUUGCUGGGGAUGGUAAGCUUGGAGCCAUUUUAACACCUUUUGAUGGAGAAUGCCACUUGGAAGACAAUAUGUACAAAAAAAGCAAUGAAUAUGACUAUCCUUCUGUUGGUCAGUUGAUACAAAAACUUAAAGAAAAUAAUAUCCAGCCCAUUUUUGCUGUUACCCAAAAAGUCUACGAUACAUACGAAAAACUGAGCAAGAUGAUCCCCAAGUCUGCUGUAGGAAAACUGCAGGAGAAUUCAAAUAAUGUAAUUCAACUCAUCCAGCGUGCUUAUGAUGAUUUAUCUUCCAAAAUUAUUUUAGAACAUAGCUCUGUGCCACGCUCCAUCAAAAUCUCAUAUGAUUCCUUCUGCCUUAAUAAAAUACAUACAAAGAAUCAACCAAAAGGGGAAUGCGACAAUGUAAAAAUCAAGGAUAAGAUUACCUUCCAAGUGCAAAUUACAGCAACAUCAUGCAUUGAAAAUCAGACUCUUACUCUGCAGCCUCUUGGUUUCACAGACUUCACCACUGUACAUGUAUACAGUCGGUGCAACUGUGAAUGUGAUGAGGAAUUACCAAAUAAAUCUGAUUGUAAUGGACAAGGGAUUAUCACCUGUGGGAUUUGCAGAUGCAAUGCUGGCUAUGUUGGAAAGAACUGUGAUUGUAAGACUGGAGGCAAAACCAGGAAGGAACUGGAAAAAACCUGUCGAAAGGACAAUUCUUCAGUCAUUUGUUCUGGCCUGGGAGAUUGUGUAUGUGGACAAUGUAUUUGCCAUACUAUGGCAGAUUCCAAAAAGCAUAUUUAUGGUCCCUUCUGUGAAUGUGACAACAUGAACUGUGAACUUCACAAUGGUCUAAUGUGUGGAGGGGAAGAAAGAGGCGAUUGUGACUGUGGGAAAUGUAAAUGUAACUCAAAAUAUGAUGGCACUGCCUGUCAGUGCCUAGCUUCAACAGAAAAAUGCCUGAAUAAAUAUGGGAAUGUGUGCAGUCUCCGGGGGGAAUGUCAAUGCAAUACAUGCAAAUGUAAUGGACGCUAUCAGCCCCCUCUCUGUGAGGAGUGCCCAAGCUGCCCAUCUCCCUGUGCCAGAUAUAUUUCCUGUGUUGAAUGUCUUGCUUUUGGGAGUGGUCCAUUUCAGAAGAAUUGCUCUGAUAAUUGUUCAAAUAUUAUUGUUGAAAGUAAAGUGCAACCAAAAAGUAAAGAAUGCAGGGAAAAGGAUUCAGAGAAUUGCUGGAUCUCUUACACAAUGUUUCAGACUGAUGGAGAAGAGCACUAUUCUAUUACAGUCAAGACUGAGAAAGAAUGCCCCCAACCCCCUAACAUUGCAGCCAUAGUGGGGGGCACUAUAGCUGGAGUGGCUCUUAUUGGGCUCCUUCUCCUCCUGGCUUGGCGGCUAGUGGCAGAGUUGAUUGAUCGCAGAGAAUAUCACAGAUUUGAGAAGGAGAAAUCCAAGGCCAAAUGGAAUGAGGCUGACAAUCCUCUUUUCAAGAGUGCUACUACCACUGUUGUGAACCCCAGAUUUAAUGGCCAAUGAAAUGAAACUUCAGCAACAGUGCAAAGCACAAAGAAACUCUUCAGCAGAAAAACAGAAGAUGAAUCCAUUUGCUUUUCUUAAAUCAACCGUUAUUGCCGUAUAAUAUCAGUUAUUUUUGAGAAAACCAUUCUGCGGAUUUUGCAACAUGCUUCUUUAUAUAUAUAUAU
Molecule: messenger RNA, 2574 nt
Organism: Protobothrops mucrosquamatus (brown spotted pit viper)
Lineage: Eukaryota; Metazoa; Chordata; Lepidosauria; Squamata; Viperidae
Gene: ITGB2
Product: integrin subunit beta 2
Exons: 16
Coding region: 65-2407 (780 amino acids)
Biological process (GO): cell adhesion mediated by integrin; integrin-mediated signaling pathway; cell migration
Cellular component (GO): integrin complex; cell surface; focal adhesion
Molecular function (GO): integrin binding; amyloid-beta binding
Source: RefSeq, a predicted model, not a curated record